Molecule: messenger RNA, 1374 nt
Organism: Penicillium verhagenii
Lineage: Eukaryota; Fungi; Ascomycota; Eurotiomycetes; Eurotiales; Aspergillaceae
Product: gamma-tubulin mipA
Exons: 8
Coding region: 1-1374 (457 amino acids)
Biological process (GO): mitotic cell cycle; meiotic spindle organization; cytoplasmic microtubule organization
Cellular component (GO): cytoplasm; microtubule; spindle
Molecular function (GO): structural constituent of cytoskeleton; GTP binding
Source: RefSeq, a predicted model, not a curated record
AUGCCUAGGGAAAUCAUCACGAUCCAAGCCGGCCAGUGCGGCAACAACGUCGGCAGCCAGUUCUGGCAGCAGCUGUGCUUGGAGCAUGGAAUCAGCCAGGAUGGUAACUUGGAGGAGUUUGCGACGGAAGGCGGAGACCGCAAGGAUGUGUUCUUUUACCAGAGUGACGACACCAGAUACAUUCCCCGCGCGAUUCUCCUCGAUCUAGAGCCUCGAGUCCUUCACAGUAUUCAAUCAGGCCCCUACAAAAACAUCUACAACCCCGAGAAUUUCUUCAUGGGAGAAAAUGGAGUUGGAGCUGGUAAUAACUGGGGUGCCGGUUACGCUGCAGGCGAGGGUGUGCAGGAGGAGAUAUUUGACAUGAUCGAUCGUGAGGCGGAUGGAAGUGAUUCCCUCGAGGGCUUUAUGUUGCUGCACUCGAUUGCAGGAGGUACAGGCUCCGGCCUGGGAAGUUUUCUUUUGGAGCGCAUGAAUGAUCGCUUCCCCAAGAAGCUCAUUCAGACAUACUCCGUCUUCUCGGAUUCCAAUGACGUGGUUGUAAACCCCUACAACAGUCUGCUCACUCUGCGUCGGUUGACUCAAGAUGCUGACUCUGUGGUUGUCUUGGAUAAUCUGGCACUGGCAAGCAUUGUUGCCGACCGAUUGCAUGUGCAAAAACCCAACUUCGAUCAGACUAACCAGCUUGUUUCAACGGUCAUGUCGGCAUCUACUACUCCCCUACGAUACCCAGGGUACAUGCACAAUGAUCUAGCAGGCAUCAUCGCCUCGUUGAUCCCAACACCGCGCACUCACUUCUUGGUCACUUCGUAUACGCCAUUCACCGGUGAUAAUAUUGAACAAGCCAAGACUGUCCGCAAAACCACCGUUCUAGAUGUUAUGCGCCGUUUACUUCAACCGAAGAACCGCAUGGUCUCCAUCAACCCAAGCAAGACCAGCUGUUAUAUGAGCAUUCUCAACAUCAUCCAGGGUGAGGCAGAUCCUACAGACGUCCACAAGUCACUUUUGCGUAUCCGUGAACGUCGCUUGGCUUCAUUUAUCCCAUGGGGCCCCGCUAGCAUCCAGGUCGCACUCACCAAGAAAUCGCCAUACUUGCAACAUACGAACCGAGUCAGCGGUCUGAUGUUGGCGAACCACACCUCUGUUGCAACUCUCUUCAAGCGGAUUGUUCAGCAGUACGACCCGCUGCGUAAACGCAAUGCCUUCAUUCAACAAUACGAGAAGACCCCGCCCUUUGCUGAUGGACUGGGUGAAUUCGACGAAGCCCGAGCGGUGGUGAUGGAUCUGAUUCAUGAGUAUGAAGCUGCGGAACGUGAGGAUUAUUUAGAGCCGGUUGCAAGCAAAGAGACCGAUCCCCGAGCUGACCCCAGAGUAUGA